UAUUUAAAAAUCGUCUUGCUAAAAGAAACAUCUUUCUAAAAUUUACUAAAAUGGAAUUCUCCGUACAGGACAUCCCGUUCUCCCGGCAGCUGUAAUAACAAAGAAAUUCCUUGGGCAGCCAUCGGAUCCUCUCUGUGCAACUCAAUUAACAUUAUAAACCUUUUGGAACUGUGUACAAGGGAGGCGCGUCUCUUCGAGAAAAUGCUAUAAAAGGCUUAUAAACAUUAAAACCCUGCAAGCAAAGCUUUUCCUUGUUUCACUAAGAUUGCGCCAUCCGCCGAAAGUCAACUUGCAGUGUCCCGGGGACCCGAGGAAGUCUGUCUUCAAUUAACAUGAAAACGAUACUAAUUGCUUUCCACCUAUUCCUGAUUCCCCACUGCUCCUCUCAAUUGACAGUGCUCAGUAUUGAGUCCAGUCCUCCAUCCAAUGGAAGUGUGGUGAGCUCAGAGGAGGGCAUGACAGUGUCUCUCACCUGUCUGGUUGAGAACGUGGAGGUCUAUCCUGGACCAGAGCUACGGUGGUUGCGGAACAAGUCACCAGUCCUCCUGCAGGAGGAGAACCGAUUGACCCGGAGCAGCUUGUGCCUGGAGUCAGUGUCCCGGGAUGACCAUGGCGUCACCUUCACGUGCCAGCUCCACAGCAAUGCCAGUGUCAAUGCCUCCAUGCAUCUACAGGUGUUUUUCACUCCAGAGUUCUCUGGCACAGAGAAUGUCACUGCAGAGGAAGGCAGCUCAGUGACCCUCGUUUGCGACACCUACUCAAACCCGCAGGUGACAGUGAGCUGGCAGCAAAACGGUGAAGCUCUGGACUUGUCCAGCGGUGGAUUUGUUCUGGUCCAUGACAGGCGGGAGUCUCGCCUCUCCAUGGCCCAGCUUCAGCGCUCCAUCCAUGAGGCCCAGUAUAGCUGUAUGGUCUCCUCCCCCAUGUUUGGAACCAGGACCAAGUUCUUUCUGCUCACAGUGGAAGCUCCCAAUGUUAGCACCAGGGAUUUGGAGUUCUUGGUUGGCUGGGAGUGGACUGUCUGGGGGGUCCCUGAGGAUUGGGAAACUCCACUUACAUACAAAAUGUGACCAUACAUCCUUUUUAUCUACUAUAUAGCUUUCAUUAUAACACAGAGUUACACUUUGAGCUGGAUGUUCAUAGAUCUUCAGUCAAAGGUCAUGAACUUCACUAUGCAAACAAAAUAGCAGCUUUCAAGAGGGGAUUUAGACCAGCAUCAACUUUGACCUACAUGGACUUUGACCUACACGGACUUUGUCCUUCAUCCUUUUCCAGACCACCGCACUAUCCACUGGCUCUUAUCACACAUGUUUUUAUGAUAUUCUUGAUCUCUGUCACUCUUGAAUGGGAAAUACGGUUCAAUUUUAUCAUUCUACGGUGUUCAUUGUACUAAAAAUCAGCACCACAUUAACACGUAUUUUAAUUUCAUAAGGAAUAAUAUUUUGGUUUCCUAAAGCAGGAAGUAUUUCAAUUUUAUGAAAAUUUCACUGACAUGAAGCAAAAAUUAAAUACUUAAAACAUAAAUAUUUAUUUCAUAGACUUUAAGUCAAUCAAAAAAGAAAUGUAACAGGUGAAAGUUUUCAGAAAAAAAUACAAUUUUCUGGUUAUAGUCUAUAUAAUAAAUAAAAAGGAUAUUGCCCAGUAAUGAACAGCAAGGCACUGUUAAAUAGAUUUUGAGUCAAAUUUAUUUCUGUAAUGCAAAAAUCAAUAUUGGUCUAUUUCCUGUGUACUUAUUUUCUGAUCAUAUCUACCAAUAUUUAUGUUACUUUAAAGCCAUUUUGCAGGAAAGUCUAGUAGCAUGCAGUAUUCUUCAGUAUUCUACAGUUUUCUUCAAAUUAGAUAUCAUUAAAUAUUAUGCUUGUUUCACAUCUCCUUUUUAAAUCAUUGUACUUCCUCAUGGCUGUUGAAAGUUGCCUGAUCACAGCAGUCAGAGAGCUCACUGUGGUGCGUUGAUUGCUGAAUGCUCUUGAUUUUUA
Paramormyrops kingsleyae is the source of this 1976-nucleotide messenger RNA. NCBI's taxonomy places the organism in Eukaryota, Metazoa, Chordata, Actinopteri, Osteoglossiformes, Mormyridae. The record is from RefSeq and is a predicted model, not a curated record.